Molecule: messenger RNA, 2435 nt
Organism: Scomber scombrus (Atlantic mackerel)
Lineage: Eukaryota; Metazoa; Chordata; Actinopteri; Scombriformes; Scombridae
Gene: stxbp2
Product: syntaxin binding protein 2
Exons: 19
Coding region: 36-1814 (592 amino acids)
Biological process (GO): neurotransmitter secretion; vesicle-mediated transport; intracellular protein transport
Cellular component (GO): secretory granule; plasma membrane
Molecular function (GO): syntaxin-3 binding
Source: RefSeq, a predicted model, not a curated record
GGAAGUGACCGUCUCACCAGCAGACUGCUGUCAAGAUGGCACCGACUGGGCUGAAAGCGGUAGUAGGAGAAAAAAUCCUCAAUGGGGUCAUCAAGAGUGUGAAGAAGGAUGGAGAAUGGAAGGUUCUUAUUGUUGAUCACAUAAGCAUGCGGAUCCUGUCCUCUUGCUGCAAGAUGUCUGACAUUUUGGCAGAGGGGGUGACCAUUGUGGAGGACAUCAAUAAACGCAGGGAGCCCAUCUCUAGUCUUGAGGCCAUAUAUUUGAUUUCCCCAGUGGAGAAGUCGGUUCGUGCCCUCAUUAACGACUUCAAAGACAGUGCUUUUACUUACAAAGCAGCACACAUCUUCUUCACUGACACUUGCCCAGAUGGCCUGUUCACUGAGAUUGGGAGAUCCAGAGUUGCCAAGGUUGUCAAGACUUUAAAAGAGAUCAACGUUGCUUUCCUGCCAUAUGAGUCUCAGGUGUUCUGCCUGGAUGACCCGACCUCCAUGUACUCCUUCUAUAGCUCAACACCCAGUGUAGAAAGAGACAAAAUGAUGGAGAAUCUGGCUGAGCAGAUUGCAACCCUGUGUGACACACUUAAGGAGUACCCUGCAAUCCGAUACCGCAAGGGAUCAGAGGAUAGUGCAAGACUGGCUGAAGAGGUCUAUCAGCACCUGAAUGCUCACAAAGCUGACAACCCAAGCAUGGGAGAGGGUGCAGAUAAGGCGCGAUCCCAGCUACUGAUUAUUGAUCGUGGGUUUGAUCCCAUCUCACCUAUUCUACAUGAGUUGACCUUCCAGGCCAUGGCUUAUGAUUUGCUUGACAUCAAUCAGGAUAUCUAUAAGUACCAGUCAACCGGCAUUGGGAAUGCAACAGACAGAGAAGUGUUAUUGGAUGAAGAUGAUGAGCUCUGGAUUCAGCUCAGACAUAUGCACAUUGCAGAUGUCACUAAGAAAGUGACAGAGCUUCUUCGCACCUUUUGUGAGAGCAAGAGAAUGUGCACUGACAAUGCCAACAUCAAAGAUCUCUCUCAGAUGUUAAAGAAGAUGCCACAGUAUCAGAAGGAGCUGAGCAAUUACUCUACUCAUCUGCACCUAGCUGAAGCAUGUAUGAAGAAAUACAAGGCCUCACUCGAUAAGCUUUGUGAAGUGGAACAGGACCUUGCAAUUGGUUCAAAUGCAGAGGGGGAACCUCUAAAAGAUGCCAUGAAGAGCAUUGUUCCUGUGCUCCUCAACAAUGAAAUUAAGGCCUAUGACAAAAUCCGCAUCAUACUGCUCUACAUAUUCCACAAGAAAAAAGGCAUUGGGGAGGAGAACCUCGCCAAGCUCAUUCAGCAUGCAAACAUACAGGCAGACAGCAACAUCAUCACCAACCUACAGAAUCUUGGCUGUAACAUUAUAACUGAGGGCCGCAAUGCUGGUAAAAUGCUGCCAGAGCGAAAGGUGCGCACAGAGAGCACAUACGACACCUCUAGAUGGACACCCAUCAUCAAAGACGUCAUGGAGGAUGCCAUAGAGGAUAAACUGGACAAAAAGCAGUGGCCAUUCAUCUCGGAUCCUGCUCCCAUCAACACAACCCAGACUGCAGUCAGCAGUGCACGUUUUGGACACUGGCACAAAAACAAAUCUCCAACAGAAUAUCGCUCUGGGCCACGGCUUAUCAUUUUUGUGAUCGGUGGGGUGUCGCACUCAGAGAUGCGCUCUGCUUAUGAAGUCACCCGAGCCACUGAUGGAAAAUGGGAAGUGCUGAUUGGGUCAUCUCACAUCCUGACUCCAACCAGCUUCCUCAAUGACCUGAAGAGUCUGGACCAAGUUCCUAAUCCUGAUUGUUAGAUUGUUAGAUCCCGAACAGGGAAGAGCACACUGGAAUAAGGGUUUAGUCUUUCCUUUGAGAUGAUUGGUUGCUGGACUUCUGUCACAGCAUCUCCGACAUCUGAAGUGAAACAUGAAGAGAAAUUUUAUAUAUAGAUGGAAGGAAAUAAUUGUGAUGCUUUAUUUUAAUUAUUGAAGUUUCUUUUUAUUAUUGGUUGUGAAAUUGGUUCUGUAUACUUUUUUGAUUGAACAUAUUUAAUUUGAAUGUAGGCAUUAUUCAUAUUUUGAUUAUUGUAUUAUUUCCCAAAUAGUUAUUUUUGUUACUAUGUAUUUGAUUUCUUUAGUUUCGUUCUGAAAAUAUUGCAUCAUUACUACAAAACUGAUCAUCUCACACCAAAAAUGUUAUUCAAGUCAUUAUGUACUUUGUAUCCAGGGACAUUAAAUGUGUGAUACCUGUUUUCUCUAGGUACCCUUUUCUUCCUCAUUUGGGAAAUCUUAUCUCAGACAAAAACGUCUAACCUGCUGUCUUAUGAAAUCUUGCACAUUUACCUUUUACUUUAAUAGCUAUAUUGCUGGGAGCAAGUGUGGUGGGUGUGUGUCUCUUCGUUGUUAAAAAUAAGUAAUAAAGAAACAUUAUAUUCA